AUGAAGUCUGCGGUCAUAGUAGACGGAGGCUUGUUCACAGAGAGUUAUUGCAACAUCUGCAAUGCCCAGCUCAUCUCCGAGUCCCAGCGCACGGCGCACUAUGAGAGCAAGAAACACGCCAACAAGGUGCGUCUAUUUUACAUGCUUCACCCAGAAGAUGGAGGGCCACCUUCCAAGAGGCUGAGGCCAGACAAUCCGGACUGCGAUGAGACAGAGGUCGACAAGAAUAAGUGCUGCACCUUGUGCAACAUGUUCUUCACCUCCGCCAUUGUGGCUCAGUCCCACUACCAGGGAAAAACCCACGCCAAGAGAGUCCGCCUGGUGCUGGGUGAAACGCCAAGCAGCCCCGCAGCCUUGACCAUGCAGCCUACGAAUGCAGAUUCCUCCCCUUCAACUCCACUGCCCUCAGACCCCCUGGCUUGUACCCCUCCUCCACUCGUGUCCGCGGUCAGCAGCAACGGCGGCAGAGAAGCCGGCAAGUACUGCUGCCUGUGCGGUGCCUGGUUCAACAACCCGCUGAUGGCCCAACAGCACUACGAGGGCAAGAAGCAUCGCAGGAACGCUGCCCGUGCACGCCUGGUGGAGCAGCUCGCGGGAAGCCUAAAUGCCACGGAGAGCACAGGGCUGCGAAGUACUUACUCCUGCAGCGUCUGCAGCGUGGUCCUCAACUCCAUCGAGCAGUACCAUGCACACCUCCAGGGCUCCAAACAUCAGAACAAGUGA
Molecule: messenger RNA, 723 nt
Organism: Nerophis lumbriciformis (worm pipefish)
Lineage: Eukaryota; Metazoa; Chordata; Actinopteri; Syngnathiformes; Syngnathidae
Source: RefSeq, a predicted model, not a curated record